AUGAAGAGUUGUGAAGAAUGGAAACCUUUUAUGAUAAUGAUGGCAAUUGAUGUUUCUUUUGCUGUUGUGAAUAUUCUUCUCAAGAAAGUCCUUGAAGAAGGAAUGAACCAUUUGGUUUUUAUCACGUAUCGUCUCUCGAUUGCUACUGUUUUUGUAGGCUCGAUCGGUUACUUUAAGGAAAGAAAUAGCAGGCCACGACUCACAUUUCGAAUUUUAUGCUACCUCUUCUUCAGUGCCAUUGUUGGAGCAUCAGUCACACAAUACUUCUUCCUCUUGGGAAUCCAGUAUACUUCAGCUACAUUUGCUUGCGCUUUUGUCAACAUGGUGCCCGUGGUCACAUUCCUAUUGGCAUUGCCAUUUGGAUUAGAGACUGUGAACAUCAAAUGCAACAGUGGAAGAGCCAAGAUUCUUGGUACAUUGGUGUGUAUAGUUGGAGCAUUGAUGUUGACACUUUUCAAAGGAAAGGGUCUGUUUAAUUUUUCUCACUCUGAGUCAUCAUUGAAGCUACUAGCAUCUACAAGAGCACCAGAGAAAUGGACUAUUGGUGUCAUAGCUUUGAUUUUGGGAACACUCUUUUGGUCUUCUUGGUUCAUUUUACAAUCUAAAAUAAGUAAAAGAUAUCCAUGCCAGUAUUCUAGCACCGCAAUCAUGAGUUUCUUCGGCGCCAUUCAAUCAGCUGUCAUUUGCUUGUUCAUUGAUCAUAACUUGUCUAUAUGGGCUCUCAGAGGAAAGAUACAAAUAAUUGCUAUUUUGUAUGCGGGAAUAGUUGGAUCAGGUUUGUGUUUUGUGGGCAUGUCAUGGUGUGUCAAGAAGAGAGGUCCGGUCUUUACCGCAGCAUUCAGUCCAUUUGUUCAGAUAAUGGCAGCCAUGAUUGAUAUUCCUGUCUUGCAUGAACAACUCUAUCUUGGAAGUGUGGUGGGAUCAAUCUUGGUGAUGGUUGGACUAUACAUUCUUCUAUGGGGUAAGAGCAAGGAAGUUCAGAAACGUUUGAUUAAGCUUGCAGAGGAAGCUGAAAAAACCAAAGAACAAGAGCCACAACCUCAAAUACAAGUCUUAACAGUGUCUUGUGACUCACGGUGUCAAUAA
Lathyrus sativus (Indian pea) is the source of this 1086-nucleotide messenger RNA. The record is from the annotation of a GenBank genome assembly. Lineage: Eukaryota; Viridiplantae; Streptophyta; Magnoliopsida; Fabales; Fabaceae.